CAGCCGGGCCCCGGGAGCGGGCUGCUGCUGCGGAGGAGCCAGCGGGCGGUGGAGGCGCCAGGGCCGGCGAUGCCUCGGCCGGGGAAGAGCUCGUACAGCGACCAGAAGCCGCCCUACUCGUACAUCUCGCUGACCGCCAUGGCCAUCCAGCACUCGGCCGAGAAGAUGCUGCCGCUGAGCGACAUCUACAAGUUCAUCAUGGAGCGCUUCCCCUACUACCGCGAGCACACGCAGCGCUGGCAGAACAGCCUGCGCCACAACCUCUCCUUCAACGACUGCUUCAUCAAGAUCCCGCGGCGGCCCGACCAGCCGGGCAAGGGCAGCUUCUGGGCGCUGCACCCCGACUGCGGCGACAUGUUCGAGAACGGCAGCUUCCUGCGGCGCCGCAAGCGCUUCAAGGUGCUGCGCGCCGACCACGCUCACCUGCACGCGGGCAGCGCCAAGGGCGCGCCGCCGGGCGCUGGGCCCGGAGGAGGGCACCUGCACCCGCAUCCCUCCCACCACCCGCACCACCACCACCACCACCAUCACGCGGCCGCCCACCAUCACCACCACCACCACCACCACCCCCCGCCCCAGCCGCCCCCGCCGCACAUGGUGCAUUAUUUCCACCAGCAGCCCCCGGCUCCGCCGCCGCCGCCGCCGCCUCACCUCCCUUCGCAGCCGCCCCAGCAGCCGUCGUCUCAGCAGUCCCAGCCUCAGCAGCCGUCGUCGCAGCCCGGCAAGAUGCAGCAGGAGGCGGCGGCCGUGGCGGCGGCGGCGGCGGCGGCGGCGGCGGCCGCGGUGGGCAGCGUGGGGCGCCUGUCCCAGUUCCCGCCCUACGGGCUGGGCUCGGCCGCCGCCGCCGCUGCAGCCGCCGCCGCCGCGUCCACGUCGGGCUUCAAGCACCCGUUCGCCAUCGAGAACAUCAUCGGCCGGGACUACAAGGGCGUGCUGCAGGCCGGCGGGCUGCCCCUGGCCUCGGUCAUGCACCACCUGGGGUACCCCGUGCCCGGCCAGCUGGGCAACGUCGUCAGCUCCGUGUGGCCGCACGUCGGGGUCAUGGAUUCGGUGGCCGCGGCCGCCGCAGCCGCCGCAGCCGCGGGGGUACCCGUAGGCCCGGAGUACGGGGCUUUCGGGGUGCCGGUCAAGGCCCUGUGCCAUUCGGCUAGCCAGAGCCUGCCUGCCGUGCCGGUGCCCAUCAAGCCCACCCUGGCGCUGCCGCCCGUGGCCGCGCUGCCGCCCGCGCUCGCCGUCCCCGCGGCCGCCCAGCAGGCGCCGGCUCCGGCCGCCACCGUGUGCCCGGCGGCCUCGGCCUCUCCUGCAGCCUCUCUGCUGGAGCCCGCCGCCCCGAGUGCGGCCGAGGGCAAGGGUGGCUCCCUGCACUCGGUGCUGGUGCACUCCUAAGGCGCCCAGCAAGCCGCGAGGGACGAGAUAAAGACUGAACAAACCGCUGGUCCCCGACCGACCGCGGGAGGGGGAGAGGGCGCCCCGGCCAGGCCCGGCUGAUCCCCAGCGUUGGCGGGACAGGGAAAGGUAUUUAAACAAAAACGAACAAUCCGAAUGUGGAUUCGCCAGUGGUCCGCGUCAAUGUAAUGCUUCUGGUGUCAGUGUGUAAUACUAUGUUGUACAAUCAGGUUCAUGAAAGCCAAUUUUCAGGUAAGAGUUUCUAUUGUAAUUAAUAUUAUAAAUCAAUAAGUUAUGGGUGGGGGGAGGGAGGGAAAUGAAGGCGUUUGGGGAAUCCUCCUUUGGCAGGUAAAUUGGAAAUGGAUUUUUUUUCGAUUCUUGUUCGUGUGGGACCAGAAGCUGUGAGAUGUAAACAUCGCCGGGAGACAUGCAACAGAGAGUGAAGCUGGGACAGACCGCCGCCACCGAGUUCCUCUCCUCUGGUCUCCGGCAGCUUCUGGACAAAACUGCUGUUCACGAAGGACAUCUCGAUUUAUUUAAGAAGAAGUGUUUGAUGCCAUUAUUUCCCUGGUCAGGGAAAGCGGCAAGGAAACGGUAUUGUGACUGAAGCCGCUUUAGGGGGCAGUGGGGACACCAUGGAGGACCUUGGGAAACAGUUACUUGUCUUGGCUCUGACCCGGGGUCGAGAAGGGUGGGGGAACAGCUAAAGCAAUUAGUUUGCACAAAAGAGGAUAGUGGUGGCGGCUUACAGAGCAAAGCCCAGGAUUCCAAACGUAAAGUUCUGGGGGAAACACACCAAAGAGACCAUCAAAGGUGACUUUCUACCUGCAAUUCGUUUGUGUGUCAGUCGGAUGAAAUCAUUAAGGAGCCCCAAAACAAUGUGCAUUCUCACGAUCUGUUCCACUGGGAUUUUAAA
Pipistrellus kuhlii (Kuhl's pipistrelle) is the source of this 2302-nucleotide messenger RNA. It is a transcript of the gene FOXB2, whose product is annotated as forkhead box B2. The record is from RefSeq and is a predicted model, not a curated record. NCBI's taxonomy places the organism in Eukaryota, Metazoa, Chordata, Mammalia, Chiroptera, Vespertilionidae. Bases 70 to 1386 code for a protein of 438 amino acids. The transcript has a single exon. Gene Ontology annotation, molecular function: DNA-binding transcription factor activity, RNA polymerase II-specific; RNA polymerase II cis-regulatory region sequence-specific DNA binding. Gene Ontology annotation, biological process: regulation of transcription by RNA polymerase II; cell differentiation; anatomical structure morphogenesis.